Molecule: messenger RNA, 3464 nt
Organism: Diachasma alloeum
Lineage: Eukaryota; Metazoa; Arthropoda; Insecta; Hymenoptera; Braconidae
Product: post-GPI attachment to proteins factor 6
Exons: 4
Coding region: 234-2567 (777 amino acids)
Cellular component (GO): plasma membrane
Source: RefSeq, a predicted model, not a curated record
ACCAAGUGCAUUCAGUGCGGUUAUCAAAUGGUGUUUUCCCCGGGCCCUUCCCUAAUGAUCUAUCGCGAAUGGUGUUUAUUCAGCAUUAUGAGUAUGCACAUCCACUCCUAUGAUUUAUUGUUAAAACAAUGAGUUAUCAACAAUACUCCACAAUAAUAUAUCCAUCCGCCCAUUGUUGUUAACAAAUGUGGAGAGUGCCAACGAAAAUUUACCAUUGAAAAAUUGCAAGCCUCAUGAUGUCGGAAAGUACAAACCGCAAGAAUGGGCUUUAUUUUUGGAUAAAAAUAAUUCUGUAUCUUCCACUCUUCCAAGGAAGUCACCAAUUAGUGCCAGAAGCGAGUCAAGAGGGUUCUCUCCACAUAUUCAGGACCUACAGCGAUGUAGCAACAUUUCACUACACUGUUCCUAAAGAGGUGCAUCGUGCCACUUGGCAAUUUGCAGCUUUCAUGGACGGUAGUAACUGCAUCCCCAGAGAGGUCAAUAUUUACUUGCAAUGGGGGAGUUAUCCAAUCAUUGCAGUUGACAAUGCAUCAUUUCCCAUCGACAUGAAUGCAGAGCGAAAUGACACUAUUAUCAUAAAAACAUUGACAACAUACGAGGCUGAAACGACUGUAGUUUUGCCGAUAAAUAGUCCUGAGCCCGGCGAGUGGUACGUUGGCGCCUACAUGACUUAUUGGGAUGAGAAAGUACAGCAGCAAGGCCUUGGACACAAGUGUCACUACAGCAUUGGCUCGGUGGCUAUAUGGCAGCAGGUAAAUGGCAUUCAGAAUGUACCCAUCGCGCAGAAAUACACGAUGAGAACAACACAGCCCUCGACUUAUUACAAAAUCUUCAUUCCCUCCGGCACAUGGAGCUUCAGAGUCACUAUCUGGGGAUGCGAAUUCCUGUUACGAUUGCACAACGUCACUUCUGACUCUUGUAUCAAGGAUAUGGCACUUCAGGGACGUGCUCUCCCCUUUCUCGAUCACACGAAAACCGCGAUAAACCUCGCAGCUAAUGGCACUUAUACUUUUGAAGAAGUCACACCGUUUGAAGACAGCUAUUAUUAUCUACUGGUGAUUGCUAGUAGUAUAGUUGAUUUUAAUAUCAAAGUUUCGAUUUCGGAAUGUCCAGUACAAAUUACUGAAAGUACCUUAACCCGUCAGUGGGCAUCAAGGCUCAACACGAGCCUCCAAUUUCAUUCGCCAGAAUUUUACAAAAAUUUGAUCGCAUUCGAAGGCUCAGAGAAUAUAUCGAGCGAUCCAUGCGCUCGACGAUUCCAAUUGAUACGUGUGAAACAGCUCCCAACAUUUUCGGGGGUCUUCUUGCUCCAAGGGAGAGAGUGGCUGACUCCGUGGAUUAUGCUGACAGACACCAGUCCAGUCAUUGCUCAAUUCGAUAUUCUCCCACUAGUUGAUAUCGGUGGAUCACUGGCGAUGGGCAUUCACUUGGAGAUUGAUGAAGCAUUUAUGAAACAAACAGUGGUCGUUUUUAUCUGCGUAAGAAGGGGACGAGCGCCAUGGAGAAAGAAAGGAGAGAUAUUUUGUGAUGACGACAAAAUGACGAUGAGACUUGAAACCAAUGGGAAACACGAUGGAAGUUUGUUGAUACCGUAUCCACAGCCUGACACGUGGUACAUCGGGCUGCAAGCCAGAUGUUUUAUUGACGGGAAACCAACAAGGUGUGAAGUGGGAGAGAUCCUGGUGUCUCUCGAUAUAAGAACUCACCAGUGUGUCUUCCCUGGUUCCCAUCCGUGUGGACAUCACGGUGUCUGUCAAGAGAUUCAUCGCAACUUCAUCCACUUCACAACGUGCAACUGCUUCGGUGGUUACAAAGGCUGGGGCUGCACAGACUCAACAAAUGCGUACCAACAGCCGUCCCUAGUACUUUCUUCCCUCAUGCUCAUCCUCAGUAAUUUAUGUUUCAUACCUGCUAUUUAUUUAGCCGUCAAACGCAGACUCUACACCGAAGCUCUAGUUUACCUAGCUACGAUGUUAUUCUCAUCGCUCUAUCAUGCUUGUGAUCAGAAGUUUAUGACUUACUGCAUUGCCAAAUAUCAAGUUCUGCAAUUCAGUGAUUUCUUUAGUAGUAUACUUGCAUUUUGGGUGACACUCAUUGCAAUGGCGCAGCUACCAGUACAAUUUAUUUCCGUCUGCCAUAUGUGUGGGGUACUUAUUAUUUCGUUUGGUGUUGAAGCUGAUCGAACAAGUUUGACCAGCAUUUUAGUACCUCUCACUAUUGGUGCUAUGAUACCUAUUGGUGUUCAUUCGUAUCGAUGUUAUAAGUCCAAAGUUUGGAAACUACCUAAUGGAGAUGUUAAAUUACUGGUUGGACUAUUAUUGGCCACUACUGGGCUCAUUUUAUUCUCGGCGGUUGAGACUGAAGCAAAUUACCGGUACGUUCACAGUUUAUGGCAUAUGAUUAUUGCAUUUUCGUUGGUAUUUUUGUUACCAGCGCGAGAUGUUGGACCAGGUGACUUUGACAGUGAGGAGUCAGCUGGCUCUGACAGGGAAUUGAUAGAUCAAGAACAUGACACUCCUGUGUUCACGAUUGUCUGUAGACAAGUCGAUUUGACUAUUGGGAAUUGAAAAUUUUAUUGCGUGCACAUUGACAGAAAAACGAACAUGUUCUGAAACAAGUAGUGUUUGAACCAAGUAUAUCGCAAGUUAAAAAUUACUAAAAUAUAAAACCCAGUGCUGAUCAUUUGAAGACUGUCUCUAAGUGAACAAUUUUUGUUGCAGAAACUUCGUUAUUUUAUACUGAGAGUACUUUUUGGUUUUGACUAUUCAGUAAUCGAAGAUAAGAAAUUAAUUCUUGAGUGGAAUAAUAAUGAGGAUAUGAUAGCAAUCCUGCAAUUUCGAAAAAAAAAUUCUUGAUAAAUUAAAAUUAUAUGGUAAAUUCAAAUUCAAAUGGAACUAUUUUCUUUUGGUCAUUUUCAACGUGCAAUUUUCUUGGUUCAUUCAAGAGUAAGAGAGAAGUUGUUUGAGACCCUGUUCGAUUUUCUCUUGGUGUAGGACUUUUUUCUUCUUAGUUUUACUGUUUUAUUACCUAUGAUUACGGUGUAGAUCAAUAAGUUGAUUUUUUCAAGUUUUUAUGUUCAGUUUAUUGUCCGUGAGAUUUUUUUUCAACUGUCAUUAUGAAGAAUCUUGGAUGUGCCAAAGUUGAAAACGAAUUACAAUAAUAGGAGACGAUGGAGUCACCCUCUUCUCGUGCAAUAUGCCAAAGUAUCGAUACUCUCGAUGUUUUUUGUCCAGAGUUUUUGAUGUUUCCAUGACAUAGUUGUAAGUUAGAUCAGAAAUUUUAUGAAUAUAUAUUGAGAUGUGAAGGAACUAGGAGACUAGGCAUAAAUAGGUGUAUCAUAUUUUGUUAUCAUCUACAUGUGAUUAUUUUUUAUUACAAGUGGAUUACUGACAUGUUAUCAUUCUGUACGGGCAUUCGCUGCAAAGCAAGCUCGGAAGCAAUAAACCUACUCAAUUCAACGAAAA